Callorhinus ursinus (northern fur seal) is the source of this 4135-nucleotide messenger RNA. NCBI's taxonomy places the organism in Eukaryota, Metazoa, Chordata, Mammalia, Carnivora, Otariidae. The record is from RefSeq and is a predicted model, not a curated record.
GGAGAAACUGGGGAAGGAACAGCUGCCCCAGCAGCUUCCGUACAACAUGGCGUCACCCAUUUGUAUACCCCAGCUGGGUUUACGUCCUCCUAGCCGGCCACAGGACCGGAAGUGGUUUCGGUCCUAGUGGAUCCGGGUAGGUGCACGCAGGUGGCCGAGGAGGGUUCCAAUUCUUCAGCGUGAAGUGCCGCAGGUGUUCGGGUUAGGUCCGGGGUCGCAGAUUGUGGGAUUAGUGAUAUGCUUUCCUAAACAGAAAAAGUUGAAGAUGUCUAGAUACUUAAUGGCUUUGACAGUGACCACCCUCAUCGGUGUGGCCGUGGGGGGAUUUGUCCUGUGGAAAGGCAUCCGGCGGCGGAGGAGUAAAGACAGCCCGGACAGCAGGCAGCGACGGCAGCAUCCACAGCAUCAAACACCGGGCAGGAGGGAGCUGCCCGCUCCAGAAGAGGUCCGGCUGUGCUCCAGGGCCCCCGGAGCCUCAUGGGAGGAGAGGAUCCUCGGCGCAAAGGUGGUGACUGUGUCUCAGGAGGCCGAGUGGGACCACAUUGAGCCCUUGCUUAGGAGUGAGUUAGAAGAUUUUCCAGUACUUGGAAUCGACUGUGAGUGGGUGAAUUCGGAAGGCAAAGCCAGUCCUCUGUCACUCCUUCAAAUGGCCUCCCCAAGUGGCUUCUGUGUCUUAGUUCGCUUGCCCAAGCUGAUCUGUGGAGGAAAAACACUACCAAAAACUUUGUUGGACAUUUUGGCAGAUGGCACUGUUUUAAAAGUUGGAGUAGGAUGUUCAGAAGAUGCCAGCAAGCUUCUGCAGGACUACGGCCUCAUGGUUAAGGGGUGCCUGGACCUCCGGUACCUAGCCAUGAGGCAGAGAAACAAUUUGCUCUGUAAUGGGCUCAGCCUGAAAUCACUUGCUGAGACAGUUUUGAACUUUCCACUUGACAAGUCCCUUCUACUUCGUUGUAGCAACUGGGAUGCUGAGCAUCUUACUGAGGACCAGGUGAUUUAUGCUGCCAGGGAUGCCCAGAUUUCAGUGGCUCUCUUUCUCCAUCUUCUUGGAUACCCUUUCUCUAGGAAUUCAACUCUAGAUGAAAACGAUGACCACGUGGGCUGGAGAAAAGCCUUGGAAAAUUGCCAGGAUGUGGUAGACAUCCCAUUCCGAAGCAAAGGACUCAGCCGACUGGAGGAAGAGGUUAAUGGGGAAGCAGCAGAAGCUCAGCAGAAGCCAAGAAAUAAGAAGUCUAAGACAGAUGGAAUGAUGGCAGGCAACCACCAAGGGAGAGAUCCCAGAAAGCAUAAAAGAAAGCCCCUGGGGGUGGGCUAUUCCGCCAGAAAAUCACCCCUCUAUGAUAACUGCUUCCUCCAUGCUCCUGAUGGACAGCCCCUCUGCACUUGUGACCGAAGGAAAGCUCAGUGGUACCUGGACAAAGGCAUUGGAGAGCUGGUGAGUGAGGAGCCUUUUGUGGUCAAGCUACAGUUUGAACCUGCAGGAAGACCCGAAUCUCCAGGAGACUAUUACUUGAUGGUUAAAGAGAACCUGUGUGUAGUCUGUGGCAAGAAAGACUCGUACAUUCGGAAGAACGUGAUUCCGCAUGAGUACCGGAAGCACUUCCCCAUUGAGAUGAAGGACCACAACUCGCACGAUGUGCUUCUGCUCUGCACCUCCUGCCACGCCAUCUCUAACUACUAUGACAACCACCUGAAGCAGCAGCUGGCCAGAGAGUUCCAGGCCCCCAUUGGCUCCGAGGAGGGUCUGCGCCUGCUGGAAGACCCUGAGCGCCGGCAGGUACGCUCUGGGGCCAGGGCCCUGCUCAACGCGGAGAGCCUGCCUGCUCAUCGAAAGGAGGAGCUGCUGCAAGCACUCAGAGAGUUUUAUAACACAGACACAGUCACGGAUGAGAUGCUUCAAGAGGCUGCCAGCCUGGAGACAAGGAUUUCCAACGAAAACUACGUCCCUCACGGGCUGAGGGUGGUGCGGUGCCACAGCCGGGGCGGGCUGCGCUCCCUCAUGCAGCUGGAGAGCCGCUGGCGUCAGCACUUCCUGGACUCCAUGCAGCCCAGGCACCUGCCCCAGCAGUGGUCCGUGGACCACAACCAUCAGAAGCUGCUCCGGAGAUAUGGGGAAGACCUUCCCGUCAAGCUGUCGUGACAGCCGCUCUCCUCCCAGCUUUAUAAAAUCGGUAACUAUUCUUGGGGGAGGAGAUACUCAUCCCUCAGGUCCCUGCCGUGUGGCAGUGGCAUGACCUGCGCGCAGAUAUACCACGCACAGUGUGCGCACGGACGGACCACACACAGCGCAGCUUCAGCCCAUCAACAAAUGGUCCGGAAACGCAUGUGCAUUUUGUUCUUACGCCCCUUCAUUCCCUCUGGUCCUCAAACAGGCAUUUCUGGGCCCUAAACUUAGAGAUCCUUGAAAAUGAAUAGUACCGGCCACCUUAGGGACCGUAUGUUCAGUGGGGUAGGUUAUUGUGGGCAUGUGCCUCAGUGGCUGGACCCCACGCUCUGGAGUCCAGGGGUGAACCUUGGAGACUGAUGGGUGGUCGUUAGAGUAGUCAGGCUUGCCACAAGGUGGCACUCACAGAUUUUGUUUUAUAUUCAUUCUUGAGAAAUAGGGUUUUAUAUGUGGUUCCUGAACAUAACUGGUGACUUAUAUUUCCAAAUCUGUGUAGCUGAUUUUGGGUCAUUUGGAUAGGGUUACAAGAAAAACUUCCUCUGAAACAGGGAGUAGGGUGCUUUCUUUCUCUUUCCCCGUGAUCCUCAUGCUAAGAGGGGGGAAGCACGUACGAGGUUAUGUAGGUGCAGUGGUUGCUGUGGGAAGAAGCAAUGGAUUCCCCAACAGAUCUUCCUGCAAAGCCCAGUAACAGAGCCAGCAGCCACCGUAGAGAAAGAAGCUAGACUGGCACAUGAGAUUUCUCAUCCUUCUCAGAAGUUACUGUGUAGAUUUGACUUUCUCUGAGUCAGCCUUUAGCACCAUUUCCUCAAGACUGACAAUGGUGACCUCAAAUGAGAUAUUUUAGGGCAGGCAUAUUAUAAAAGAGGUAAUUAUUGUGUUUUGCUGCUAGAAAAGCAAUGUAUGUUCAUUAGAAACGAGUCUAAAGAAGGAAUAAAAACCAUCCAUCUUCCCUCUGUUUAGAAAAGAACUAACUUACUGGUAUGUCCAUGAAUUUCCUUUCACUAUUUAAAAAUGCGUACAAUACAAAUAAAAUUUAGAGUCAUAUAUAAAUACAGGUUGACAUCCUGUUUUUUCCUCCUCACUUAACAUGGUCAACCACACCACAAGUAAUUCAUUUCCUGUGCCCCUAAUCUUUGAAAGUAGAUUUCUAGUGGCUCUACCAUAUUUUAGGUGUCCAUUCCCACACUGUUGAAAAUUCUGGUUGUUUCAGAUCCUUUGUUAAUGUCAGUGAUGCUGUGAUGAACUGUCUUUUGUAUAAAUCUUUGACUAUAUCUUUGAUAAUUUACUUAGGGUAGGAUCCUAGAGAUUGGAUGGGGUGGAGGGGGCUCACAUUGCUGGAGUGAGUAUCAGUUGAUAUCACCUUUCAUAUCAAGGGAACGGUUCUCUCUAACCCUUAGGCUCAUGUCCCAGUACAUUUGCUGAGCCUCCGUGUGAGCAGUAGCGAGAGGACAGGGUCAUGGCAAGGGCCUCCCUGGAUGGGCCCCCGUCAUUGUGUUUCUAGGCUUAGCGUCUUCUCUCCGCUUCCCCUUUGUCUCCCAUCCUUUAUUGACUCAUUUCCCCUUGUAGUCAAUGUUUUUUGGAAACACUGUUUAUUUUAAAAUAAAAACGUAAAAUAAAAGUUACAGACAGAUCUUUUUUGUGUGUACGAUACACAAGCAAUCAGUGAUUUGCUAUCCUAAAGUGAACAAGGCACAAUAUUCAGGGAUUUGUUGCUUUUUCAGAGUGCAGCCAUAAGUUACUUAUUCUUAUCCAUGUCACGGAUGGAGAUCAGGUGACAAAAUGUGUUCUGUUGAAAUAAAGCCAUUUUAAUCCCCCAUUUUAGACUCUUAGGAACCCAGCAGGCGGAAAGAGCUUUUGUUCAGCUUCCUUUUCUACCUGUUACUAUGGGGCCCUGACUUUUGACUAUAAUCUAAAUUCUUAGUUUACCUUACCUCUCUGAGUUUUUCAUUCAUUCAUUUAUCCUUUCCUCCUUUU